UUAUGGAUGUGAAAUAUGGAAUGGAGUUGUACCGGUUGGUCCAACAUGACCAACUAUGAUUUAACUGUCUGUCUCUCUCUUUCUCUGUAUCUCUUUCCCACCGGGCUCCUCCUAGUUUGACUCGCCCCGUGUAUUCAAAUAAAUACAGUUACACACAUACAAAUGAUCGGAUAAUCUUAACAUUAAAGUCAACUGAAACAAAUUAUGCGAUGAUUGGAAGAGCAAUAGGCGUUGGGUUUUUGAUCCCGUCGUUAUGGGAAGUGCAAGUUACAGUAGCCGCCGCCGCAUUUGUUGUAGCCGCUUACUUCUUCUUCUCUUCAUUCCGCCAACUCCCCGCCGCCCCCCUCCCCGAUACCCUCCACCACCAGAUGGUUCAGCUGAAAGGAGAGUCUCAUGCUAAUUCUGCAUAUAUAGUUAAGGUAGAAUUGCUUGCAGCUAAGAAUCUUAUUGGUGCCAACUUAAAUGGCACAUCAGAUCCCUAUGCAAUCAUCACAUGUGGUGCAGAAAAGCGAUUUAGUUCUAUGGUUCCUGGAUCACGGAACCCCAUGUGGGGAGAGGAGUUUGAUUUUCCAGUUGACGACCUUCCUGUCGAGAUUAAUGUUACAAUAUAUGAUUGGGAUAUAAUAUGGAGAAGUGCAGUUCUUGGCUCAGUUACUGUUCCUGUCACAAGUGAAGUUCAAACUGGAGCAGUAUGGCAUACUUUGGAUAGCAGUUCAGGGCAGGUUUGCCUCCAUAUACGGACAAUAGAUCUUCCCAUGAGCUCUCCCAGGGGAUUGAACGGUUAUGCUGGAACUAAGCCUCGAAGAAAACAAGGACCCACAGUAGUUCAUCAGAAACCUGGGCCACUUCAGACAAUAUUUGAUCUUCUUCCUGACGAGGUUGUUGAACAUAGCUAUUCUUGUGCACUUGAGAGGUCAUUUUUGUACCAUGGCCGAAUGUACGUCUCUUCCUGGCACAUCUGCUUCCACUCUAAUGUAUUUUCAAAGCAAAUGAAGGUUAUAGUACCAAUCGGAGAUAUAGACGAGAUAAAAAGGAGCCAGCAUGCAUUAAUUAAUCCUGCCAUAACAAUAGUUCUUCGCAUGGGUGCUGGCGGGAAUGGCGUUCCUCCUUUAGGAAGUCCUGAUGGCAGGGUGAGAUAUAUGUUUGCAUCAUUUUGGAACCGAAAUCAUGCAUUAAGAGGUUUACAACGUGCAACCAAGAACUACCAUGCAACUUUAGAAGCUGAGAAGAAGGAGAAAGAACAGUCUGCACUUCGUGCUCAUAGUAGUUCUAUCAGAUGCACUGAAGGGCAGAUUAAGAUUCUUGAAGAAAGUGUUCCCACUUCUGGAAAAUUACAGCCUUUCAUCAAAGAUGAAGUUCUCGUCGAUAUAUACAAUGGUGUUUUUCCAGCAACUGCUGAUCAGUGCUUUGAGUUGCUGUUUAGUGACAAUUCCAGUUAUACAAAUGAGUAUCGCUCAACUAGAAAAGAUACCAAUCUGAUUAUGGGUCAAUGGCAUUCUGCUGAUGAAUAUGAUGGUCAGGUCAGAGAAGUAACAUUUAGAUCCCUGUGUAACAGUCCUAUGUGUCCUCCUGACACUGCAAUGACUGAGUGGCAGCAUGCUGUUCUCUCACCAGAUAAAAAAACUCUGGUGUUAGAGACUGUAUCACAGGCGCAUGAUGUUCCAUUUGGAUCUUUGUUUGAGAUACAUUGUAGAUGGUCAGUUGAGACAAACUCCGAAUCCUCAUGCACAAUUAAUGUAAAAGUGGGUGCACAUUUAAAGAAAUGGUUAAUCAUGCAGUCUAAAAUCAAAUCCGGCGCCAUAAAUGAGUAUAAGAAAGAGGUGGGUGUGAUGCUUGAUGUGGCACAAUUGUAUAUUAAGUCGAGAACGACUGCCAGUGUUGUUAAUGAUGCUGAUGCUCCUGGUUCGAAGAAUCAACAGACAAUGUUAACACAUGCUGAAACUGAAACCAUCUAAAGUUGAAGUCAUAUUGAUUGUUGUAAUCUUGUAACUUAAACUUUCUUCAUUCUGUAUAAAUGUGAAGGACAGAAUCUACGACGAGUGAAAUAUGUUUACAUGUAUCAUAUGUGCUUUCAUCCUAUCUUUGCAGUUGACAAACAGCUGUCUCCGUUUGUAAUCUUUCUUGUGCAAUGAGAAUUGUUUGAUGUCUCAAAUUUGGAAAGAAUUGCAUGUUUUAUGAAACUACAGCGGGUUUUCCUA
Daucus carota subsp. sativus is the source of this 2198-nucleotide messenger RNA. RefSeq names its product BAG-associated GRAM protein 1. The coding region runs from base 210 to 1955 and encodes 581 amino acids. The transcript has 18 exons. Lineage: Eukaryota; Viridiplantae; Streptophyta; Magnoliopsida; Apiales; Apiaceae. The record is from RefSeq and is a predicted model, not a curated record.